AACAGAACUUUAUUGUACGUAAAUGAACAUAGGAACAUUCGAAAUUGUUGGAGGAUUCAUGCUCUUCUUCGUUAUCAUUGUAAGCAGAAGUGUCGAAUUUAUGGGAGCAGAACUCAUAUUACCCAUAGCCAAGAUCUCGUUCAAUCUUGAGCAUCGAGAGUCCUUGGAAGUAGCAUCUCCAGGGAUUUGGAUAGCUGUCUUUAUUAAAUUCAUCGCUGCUCUUUUGAAAAAAAAUAAGAAAUAUCAAAAUAGAAGAGUUUUGGACUUCAAAUUUGCAACCGUUAUCAUGCCACUAGUCUUAGUUGGUGCAUUUUGGGGCGAAGUGUUACAUUCAACAGUAGCCCCUGUUAUAGAAUCUUUGUUCUUUUGAGUAAUUGUGGCUUUCUUGUUGAUCAAAACAUAUAUCGAGCUGAUUAAGGAGUACAGGAAAUAUGUUAAGCAGCAAACUAAAAUAAAAGCAGUAAACCUUGAGAAGGAUGAAGGCUCUCUGAGCACAGCAAUGGUUCUGACAGAAACAGCUCAAAAUAGAAUUAUCAGUAAAGGUCUUGGAGAGGGAGGCCUCGGAAAUACCAUUAACCAAUCAGUAGAUGAUGAGGACUCUAAAGAUAUUGAAGACUCAGAAGAUUCAGAAGAACUAGAGAACUCUAAGUAUAUUCAGCGAGUAGAAGCACGGAGGAAGACUGUGUUUGAAGGAGUUCUAGAUAUAACUGAAGAUCCAAGAUUUGACCAAGAGUACAAGCCAAGAUACCUUAAGAGAGCUCUCCCAAUAGUAUUCAUGCUGGCAAUGCUAGUAUUCCAUCAUGUGCUCAGAGGAAGUAGAAAUUUUGAUUCAGCAAUUGGAGUUGAACAAUGAAGCCUCAAAUAUUGGCUAAUCAUGUUGGGAUAUUCCCUAAUGCUGUUCCUAGUUUUUAUCGUAGUCUUUCUUAUGACUAAAUACGAGAGCACUUAUCAUGGAGAUGUUGGAUACGAAGUAAGCUAUGAUUGGGGUCCUUGGACUUUUAUCAAAGUAAUAAUUAUUUCUAUCUUGGCUGGUUUAACUACUACAAGUGUCGGAAUUGGAUUAGCAUUUCUUUGAGCACCCCUUCUCCACUCGCUAGACUUUCCGGAGGAGAUUUCUGAGCAUACACCCUUAUUCAUAGAGUUAUUUGUCAGAAUAGUGAACACUAUUCAUUUCAUGAUCAUUGAUAUCAGUCAGUGGGCAUAUAUGCUUUGGUUUGCAGGCUGGAUAUUACCUGGAGCACUUAUAGGAUCUUUUAUUUUAUUGCCAUAUACUGAAAAGAACCAUUACAGGACUGCAAUCAUGCUUGGUAUUGGCACUAUGCUGUUAGCAAUCGCUUGAAUAGCAACAGCAGUCAUUGACGGGAUUGAGAUAGCAAGAGAUGUCAGAGAAGGAGCUCAUCUUCUUGACUGGCAAGGCUAUUGAUUUGAAGAAGGACAUGAAGAAUUUUAUAUUAGAUAAUAUAUGACGUUGACAAUCUCCAA
Moneuplotes crassus is the source of this 1482-nucleotide messenger RNA. The record is from the annotation of a GenBank genome assembly. Lineage: Eukaryota; Ciliophora; Spirotrichea; Euplotida; Euplotidae.